AGAAUAAACAACAUUCGUUAAAUAAUGUUUAACAAUAAAAAAAAGUGAAAGUUUUUUAUUGAAACAAAGUAUAAAAUAUAUUUGCGCAUGUUCAUAAAAUUGCGCCGGCGCAAUACAUAAAUAUUCGAGUUUGGAUUGGUUGUAUAGUUCAGUAGAUUUGUGAACAGCAUCUAACUCUUUAGUAUAGCACAGUGCAUCCGGCGUGAUGUUGUUAUAUGUUGUUUUACGUACUGUUUUAUCAAUUUCCUUCGGGGCAAUUAUACAAAUUCUAAUAUUUUUUCUUCAAAAUUCAAAUAUCUUGAAAGUGCAAGCUUUCCUUCCACCGGGAGCUGAGGAUGAAAUUAUUCUCAUUGAACAUCUACCAGGACGUCGGGUACAUCUUCAGGAUUUUUUUUGGUCAGAUGCAAAAGAUGCUCCAUCAUGGAUAGAUCAAGGGUUGACUUUUUAUGAAACUAAAACAGUUCAUCAUACUGUAACAUUAUAUUCAUCUGCAGAAGACAAAGAUAAUCAUAAAUCACUAUUUCCUGAUCAAACUGAUUCUACUGAACCAAAAUGCAUUACUUGUAUUGAACCUACACCUAGAUUAAAUAAUGAUGAAAAUCAAAAUAUUGGUAUCCUUAUUGGAGAAGAUCCUGGACCAAGAUAUUGGUUGCUAACAGUUCUUCGUGCAGGUGAAUCUAUACCACCUAAAAUUGAACUGAAAUUAGCUCGAUUAUAUAAGACUGCAUUUUUAAGACAACAACAACGUCAUCUUGGACUUUUACAAACAAAUACACGAUUACGAAGAAGUACAAGAGGACACGCACUUGUUAAAACUAAGUCAGAAAUUGCUGAUCAAAAUGAAAUAUAUGAAAAUCCUGCAAACUCACCUACUAAAUUGAGAGUUCAAACGAAUUCAGAAGCUCAAAUUUCAACAAUGCCAAAUAGCAUAAAAUUGGUUCAAGUAUCUACUUUUAAUAAUACUCUUUUACCAACAUCUAAUGUUAAUGAUAUUGAAAAUCAUAGUGAACAUAUUCAAAUGGAUAAUUUUUAUUUAAAAAGAUUAAGUCUUAUCAAAGAUAAAAAAAAUGUACCAACUACAACAGCAUCAUUAGAUUUCAAUGAAAAUAUCACAAAUUACACAAAUCAACAUUCCUUGGAGAAUAACGUAUCCUUUAAUUUGUCUUCCAUGAUGAAUAAUCUUCAAGAUUAUAAAAAUAAUUAUUCAAUGUCAGAACAAGAAGUAUCUAAUAUUGAUGGAAAGAAUAUAAGCAAACAUUCUAAAUUACGUUUAUUAGAUCAUACUGGAGAGGAAACUGUUCAAGUUAGAAUGCAAAAUACAAGCAUAACUGAAAAUGGUGCCACAAAGUUGAUUUACUCUGUUCACUUAGGUGGAAAACCUGUACCUGCAGAAACAGCUGCUAGAGAUAUGGCUCUUUUGUCAUCCCAAGAAGUUGCAUUGGAACUUGGUGCACCAGUUCUUAUUCAAAGUGAACCUUAUUUGAAAGAAACACGACCAUUGGCUCUUUCAAGAAAAAGAGAUGCAUGGCUAUUAAUUGGUGCAGCAAGUGCUGGUUUUAUUUUGUUAGCAUUUGUUGUGAUGGGAUUAAUUUUUGCAGCAAAAAGAAAAAGAGCACAUAGUGCAGUAGCUGCACCUCCAAGUCAUCAUAUUUUAAAGAAAAAAAGAGAAUAUAUACAAGCAACUGUUGAUAAUAAUGCCUGUUCAACAUCGGAAAUGGAAAUUAAGACUGACGGUACCAGUCAGAGACAAACCCUUGGUAGUUUGUCGAGAACUCCAGUCUCUAUUGAAACUCCCGAUAGUCUUGAGGCAGGAAUUCAUGAAGUUUCGAGCGACAACGACGACGAACAAAAAAGUAAAGUACGGGAAUCAAGUCCGUGGGAACAUUCUCUAAAAAAAUCAAGACUCAUACAUGGAAGAAUGUCUCAAACAAAUGCCAUUGAUACACCUCGAACUUCUGAUUCAACAGAUGUAAUUGUAGAUCAUUUAGAAACGUUAGAUUCUUUGGAAAAUAAUUAUACAAAACAAGAAGAAGCUACUGCUUCACCAUAUUCUUAUCUUUCUAUGCCAUCUUGUAAGACAUUUCCCAGCAUGAAAAGUGUUGAACCACUUUCCAGAGUAUUGGAACCAGUUAUGGUCAAACAUUUAGAUAUAGAUUCUCCAAAAGAAAUGAGACGAGAAAAAGAUCAUUUUGAUGUUUAUAGAGAUGAUGAAGAUAAAUUUUUUGCGCGAACUUCAAGUGCAAUCAAAGAUCCUGGAGUUGUAGGUCCUAUAGUUUGGAAUCUUCGAAAACAAAACUUAUCUGCUGAAAAUAAUGGUACAUUAGAAACAGAAGCUGAUUCAAGUUACAUAAUGUCAUCUGGACCUGUAGGAAAAGCAAGAAAAAGACUUCACGAACUUCUUGAAGAUUCUUUUAGUCUUUUUGGAAGUAGAGAUCAAAAAUCAGAUGUACAAUUAUAUACCACACAAUCGACUUCAAUAGGACGUAUACCAGACACUUUUACAAUAUUUUCAGAAACUAAAGAAAGAUCUACUCAUGCGAGUCCUGUAUCUUCACCAUCAACAGAAAUGCAUACUCGACCUCGCACAUCGUUACUGCUAAAAUAUAAUACGAUAGAUAACAAUAGAACUGUUGAAAAUGGACAUUUUGUAUCAUCUCGUAAUAAUUGGGGUUCCAGACCAUUAAGUGCUGGUCCAUUUCAUAAGCCUAAUUUACCGAUUGUAAAUUCGAGACGCAUACUUACAGAUUGUCAACUUUCACAAGAAGAUCCAGCAAUACCAUUGAUAGCUUCAAUUAAGAAAGAACUUGAAAAAUUUUCUUCGCAAUAAACAAUCAAAGAAUUACGAUAUUAAGCAAUAAAAA
Molecule: messenger RNA, 2861 nt
Organism: Apis florea (little honeybee)
Lineage: Eukaryota; Metazoa; Arthropoda; Insecta; Hymenoptera; Apidae
Source: RefSeq, a predicted model, not a curated record